Messenger RNA from Gregarina niphandrodes, 297 nucleotides. Its product is annotated as putative patatin-like phospholipase domain LELG-00944 protein. The transcript is spliced from 2 exons. Bases 1 to 297 code for a protein of 98 amino acids. Gene Ontology annotation, biological process: lipid metabolic process. The record is from RefSeq and is a predicted model, not a curated record. Gene Ontology annotation, molecular function: triacylglycerol lipase activity. Lineage: Eukaryota; Apicomplexa; Conoidasida; Eugregarinorida; Gregarinidae.
AUGUUGACGUCGAUAACGGAAUACGCGGCAGUAGCAUCUGAGUUGGACCGGAAGCUGGGACUGGACUUGUGGAAGAAGGACGUCAAGAGUCACGGCUACGACUUCCACCGCGUGCAGCUCUGGAGCAAGGCGCUAUCUGUAUAUCUGGAGUCGAACGCGCUAGACCGCCUCUGCGAGGUCCUGCUGCAGUCACAGAAGAGCAAUCAUGGCGGGACUCUAAGCACGGCCGUCUACAGCUACACCUACUGGAACACCAAGGACUGCAUCAUUCAGUACCACAGACAACUCAUCAAGUAA